UAAAAAUAGAGAGCAAAAUUUGAAAUCAAAAGUGAAGAGAGGGAAAAUAUUAGAAAAUUUUGAAAAGAAAAAUAAAACAAGAAACGACCGUCUAAUAACGGCGUAAAACACCGACGAGAAGGCACGACAGGACUAUAAAAGAAAGCCACAGAAAGCAACACAAGACAAAUACAAAAUCACCGGAUCCGACCAAACUCAGUCUGCAAUGGGAGUAGAAGUGACCGAUAUAUGCAUGGACAAGCAGUCAAAUGCUGUCUUAGUUUAUUCACAUAGUGUUCCCCAUGAUUCAAAUCAUGAACCUGUUCUGAAUCAUCAUGAUGUUCUAGAAUCAUAUGAGCCUAUAGAUGGGGUUCCUGAGCUUCAGAGAUCCGAGGAGAGUUCUGAAGCAAAGGAAUGUGAGGUGAAGGAAUGUACAACUGAAAUAUCGGUUGAUUCUACUGAAGUUCCUCAUGCUGAAAGAAGUAAGGAGGACCUGAAUGCAUUGAGCUCAAAAUUAGUGGAUGAUUUGUUUGAGGGGAAGAUUACAUCAGGAGAUGAGAAAACUACGGACAUUAUUAAGUCUCAACCGCGUGUUAAGCAUGCAUCAAAAGCUGCUCCAGCAGCUGUUCGAACAAAACACACUGUUCCUCAGCCAUUUGCCCUAGCAACUGAAAAACGUGCUUCAUCUGGAACUCGUCCCACCGGAUCUGACGUUGGUGCCACUGCUGGUACAAAUAAAUCAUCAAGCAAAGUCCUGAAUCCAAACACUCUAAAGCAGAAUCAGCUACUUGGAGUAGCAAGAAAGCCAUUGCAACCGAAAAAUAAGAAGCACUCUGAUGAAGAAGAUACUUGUUCAGUCACUUCCACUACUGCAACCUCUGCUCGGAUCAGUAAGUCCAGGACUAUUGCUGCUUCAGCUCCAGUAUUUAGAUGCUCCAAACGUGCUGAGAAACGGAAGGAGUUUAAUUCAAAGUUAGAGGAGAAACAUCAAGCACUGGAGGCCGAGAAAACCCAGAGUGAAGCUAGGACCAAGGAAGAGAAGGAUGCAGAUAUUAAGCAACUGAGGAAGAGUUUGAUGUUUAAGGCCAGCCCGAUGCCAAGUUUCUACCAUGAGGGACCUCCACCAAAAACUGAACUGAAAAAGCUUCCACCAACUCGUGCAAAAUCACCGAGGCUGGGUAGAAGGAAGAGCUGCAGCGAUGAAGUUAAUUCUUCUCAGGUCGAUAAGGUAAAAGUAGCUGUUGAUCAGGAAAAUCGUCAGAGCUUUGACAGUCGCAAAGAAGAUGCAAUCGCCCCUGUGGUUCUGAAUGGCCAUUCUGUUCAAGAUGAAAAUGAGCAAGAAGAAGAGAGCAACAACUCGAUUUCAUCUGAGGUAAACGAACAGAAUUCUGCAAGCAUCGAGCUUUCGUGUUAAGUUUGCAAUUGAGUUAUUAAUUUAUAAGAGGCAAAAGGUUCCGAAUCAUUUCAUUCGUUCUUUUUGUGACUUAUGUGAAGAAAUGUGAAUCUUUUUUCUUUUUCUUUAACGUGCAAGAACUUGUUGCCAUGUUUGUGUAAUGUAUGAAGUGUAAAUUUUCUGUAAGUUAUGAAAUCUACAUAAAAUAUCCUCAUUUUUCUGUA
Molecule: messenger RNA, 1596 nt
Organism: Mercurialis annua (annual mercury)
Lineage: Eukaryota; Viridiplantae; Streptophyta; Magnoliopsida; Malpighiales; Euphorbiaceae
Product: protein WVD2-like 3
Exons: 7
Coding region: 206-1393 (395 amino acids)
Biological process (GO): microtubule cytoskeleton organization
Molecular function (GO): microtubule binding
Source: RefSeq, a predicted model, not a curated record